GUGGUUGUUCAGCAUAUACACUUUGAAGGACUUGGAAGAACUAAAGAUGAUAUUAUCAUGUAUGAAAUCGGUGACGUUUUCAAAGCUAAAAACCUGAUUGAUGUGAUGAGGAAAUCACAUGAAGCUCGUGAAAAGCUCCUCCGUCUAGGAAUAUUCAGACAAGUCGAUGUACUGAUCGAUACAUGUCAAGGUGACAAUGCUCUUCCAAAUGGGUUAGACGUCACCUUUGAUGUAACAGAACUGAGAAGACUAACUGGAAGUUACAACACCAUGGUUGGCAACAACGAAGGAAGCAUGGUCCUUGGACUCAAACUGCCUAAUAUUUUGGGGCGUGCCGAGAAGGUGACAUUCCAGUUCUCCUAUGGCACCAAGGAAACGUCAUACGGUCUCUCCGUCUUCAAACCACAGCCUGGUCACUUUGAAAGAAACAUUUCUCUCAAUGUGUACAAAGUAACUGGACAAUUUCCUUGGAGUUCCCUACGUGAAACCGACAGAGGAAUAUCAACCGAAGUCAAUUUCCCUAUCUGGAAAACCAACCACACCCUGAAAUGGGAAACCGUCUGGAGAGAACUGGGCUGCCUUGCGAGAACGGCCUCGUUUUCUGUCCGAGAAGAAAGUGGACACUCCCUCAAGUCUUCCGUAUCUCAUGCCAUGGUAAUUGAUUCUCGAAACUCUUCAAUCUUGCCUAAACGAGGAGCUUUGCUGAAGAUAAAUCAGAUUUUAUCUUGGUGGCCCCACAAGUGUACGUGGAUUCAGCAUGUACAGUAUUGGACCUCAAAGCGAAGGUGAUUACCUUGGAGGAGAGGCUUACUGGGCUGGGGGUCUGCAUCUCUACACCCCUCUUCCUUUUCGGCCAGGUCAAGGCGGUUUUGGAGAUCUCUUUCGGACGCACUUCUUCCUCAAUGCUGGCAACCUCUGCAACCUUAAUUAUGGGGAAGGACCAAGGGCUCACCUUCAAAAACUGGCCGAGUGCAUCCGGUGGUCUUACGGGGCUGGCAUAGUCCUGAGGCUCGGCAACAUUGCACGACUAGAACUCAACUAUUGCAUCCCGAUGGGAGUACAAAGUGGAGAUAGAAUAUGUGAUGGAGUUCAGUUUGGAGCGGGAAUAAGAUUCCUGUAAUAUCGGUGGCCUUUGGCGGUGUUGGUCCAAAAAGAGUGGCUAAAUUCAAGUGUCACGGUGUGAUAUGCCCAAAUAUAUUUUUAUUGAAGUAUAAUUAUGUGUGAAGGAUUAACUUCAAUUAAAAACUGGAAAAAAAAACCA
Messenger RNA from Thamnophis sirtalis, 1261 nucleotides. Lineage: Eukaryota; Metazoa; Chordata; Lepidosauria; Squamata; Natricidae. The record is from RefSeq and is a predicted model, not a curated record.